This is a messenger RNA of Parnassius apollo (apollo), 1671 nucleotides long. Lineage: Eukaryota; Metazoa; Arthropoda; Insecta; Lepidoptera; Papilionidae. The record is from the annotation of a GenBank genome assembly.
AUGUGCGGGUGGCAGUACGGUGCAGGAGUGCCUGUGGCGGCAGUACAGAGUACGGGUGCGGGCGACUGUACAGAGCUGAAGUGCAUGUGGCAGUACAGAGUAUAUGUGCGGGUGGCAGUACGGUGCAGGAGUGCGUGUGGCAGUACAGAGUAUAUGUGCGGGUGGCAGUACGGUGCAGGAGUGCCUGUGGCGGCAGUACAGAGUACGGGUGAGGGUGACUGUACAGAGCUGAAGUGCGUGUGGCAGUACAGAUUAUAUGUGCGGGUGGCAGUACGGUGCAGGAGUGCCUGUGGCAGUACAGAGUAUAUGUGCGGGUGGCAGUACGGUGCAGGAGUGCGUGUGGCAGUACAGAGUACGGUUGCGGGUGACUGUACAGAGCUGAAGUGCAUGUGGCAGUACAAAGUAUAUGUGCGGGUGGCAGUACGGUGCAGGAGUGCCUGUGGCAGUACAGAGUAUAGAUGUGGGGGGGCAGUACGGUGCAGGAGUGCGUGUGGCAGUACAGAGUAUAUGUGCGUGGGGCAGUACAGUGCAGGAGUGCGUGUGGCAGUACAGAGUAUAGGUGCGGGGGGCAGUACGGUGCAUGAGUGCGUUUGGCAGUACAGAGUAUAUGUGCGGGUGGCAGUACGGUGCAGGAGUACGUGUGGCAGUACAGAGUAUAUGUGCGGGUGGCAGUACGGUGCAGGAGUGCCUGUGGCGGCAGUACAGAGUACGGGUGCGGGCGACUGUACAGAGCUGAAGUGCAUGUGGCAGUACAGAGUACAUGUGCGGGUGGCAGUACGGUGCAGAAAUGCGUGUGGCAGUACAGAGUAUAUGUGCGGGUGGCAGUACGGUGCAGGAGUACGUGUGGCAGUACAGAGUAUAUGUGCGGGUGGCAGUACGGUGCAGGAGUGCCUGUGGCAGACAGGCACGUACAGAGCAUCUGUGGCAGUACAGAGUACAUGUGCGGGUGGCAGUACGGUGCAGAAAUGCCUGUGGCAGUACAGAGUAUAUGUGCGGGUGGCAGUACGGUGCAGGAGUGCCUGUGGCAGUACAGAGUAUAUGUGCGGGUGGCAGUACGGUGCAGGAGUGCCUGUGGGGCAGUACAGAGUACGGGUGAGGGUGCUGUACAGAGCUGAAGUGCGUGUGGCAGUACAGAUUAUAUGUGCGGGUGGCAGUACGGUGCAGGAGUGCCUGUGGCAGUACAGAGUACAUGUGCGGGUGGCAGUACGGUGCAGGAGUGCCUGUGGCAGUACAGAGUAUAUGUGCGGGUGGCAGUACGGUGCAGGAGUGCCUGUGGCGGCAGUACAGAGUACGGGUGAGGGUGACUGUACAGAGCUGAAGUGCGUGUGGCAGUACAGAUUAUAUGUGCGGUUGGCAGUACGGUGCAGGAGUGCGUGUGGCAGUACAGAGUAUAUGUGCGGGUGGCAGUACGGUGCAGAAAUGCGUGUGGCAGUACAGAGUAUAUGUGCGGGUGGCAGUACGGUGCAGGAGUGCGUGUGGCAGUACAGAGUAUAUGUGCGGGUGGCAGUACGGUGCAGGAGUGCCUGUAGCAGUACAGAGUAUAUGUGCGGGUGGCAGUACGGUGCAGGAGUGCGUGUGGCAGUACAGAGUAUAUGUGCGGGUGGCAGUACGGUGCAGGAGUGCCUGUGGCGGCAGUACAGAGUACGGGUGAGGGUGACUGUACAGGGCUGA